UCGAAGUGGGUGGAGCGGAAAAACUGUAAACACCAACUGUGCUCUUCGGCUUGGCUUCUGACUUGACUCAUGAGAUGUUAGAUUAGGUAGGAGGUGUCACGUCAGGUGGUAGCUAAGAUCAACAAAAAUGUUCCGUUAGUGCAUAAAACUUGAAACGCAAGAUGCGAUGCUAUCUUCACGCAUUCCUCCUGUGCAUUGUUUUCACCUUCCUUUCACUGUUAUAUGUGUUCAAUCAACUAGCCUCCACACUGGAGGGCAGAGACGACUGGAACCUGAAAGAUCAGGGGAUACGCGACAGAAGCAGCCAUGACACCGGGCAUCUUCCCAGGAAAAGGCCGGGAUUGGCAGGCCUUCGAGACCUCGAAGGAUCUAACAGGUCUAAAUCAGUGUCAGUUUCUUACUGGAAUCCGUAUUGGAGACUGCCUGCUGAUGUUUGUGGAGUGAACUGCUUAUUGGAAUCAUCUUUUAGAGAGAGGCCAGGCUCUGCAGUCAAGGAAGAUAGCGAUGAGAGAAGUCACCUGGCUGUGGUGGCCUGUGGGCCCCGGCUAGAGGAGACACUCACCAUGUUAAAGUCUGCUGUUCUCUUCAGCAAAAAGCCUCUGCACUUUUACAUCUUUGCGGAGGAUGACCUGCAUGACAGCUUCAGACGUGCCCUGUUCUCCUGGCCCAGGAUAAUUCAGACCAAGUUUAACUUCACCAUCUAUCCCAUCAGUUUUCCCAAGGAGAAUGCUGAUGAGUGGAAGAAGCUCUUCAAACCUUGUGCCUCUCAGAGGCUCUUUCUGCCACUGAUCCUGAAGGAUGUGGAUUCUUUACUCUAUGUGGACACAGAUAUCCUUUUUCUGCAGCCGGUAGAGGACAUCUGGGACCUUCUUUCUCAUUUCAGUUCGAGCCAAUUAGCUGGUAUGGCACCCGAGCAUGAGGAGCCACGCAUCGGCUGGUACAACCGUUUUGCCCGCCACCCUUAUUAUGGAAAAACGGGUAUUAACUCAGGGGUCAUGCUCAUGAACAUGACACGCCUCAGGAAGAAAGUUUUUAAGAAUGACAUGACAACAGUUGCACUGCGGUGGGAGGAAAUUCUGAUGCCUCUUCUCCAGAAGUACAAACUCAAUAUCACCUGGGGUGACCAGGACCUUCUUAAUAUCAUAUUUCACCAUAACCCAGAAAGCCUUUAUGUGUUCCCCUGCCAGUGGAACUACCGUCCAGAUCACUGUAUCUAUGGCAGCAACUGUCAAGAGGCUGAACAUGAAGGUGUCUUCAUUCUCCAUGGAAACAGGGGAGUUUACCACGAUGACAAGCAGCCAGCUUUUCGAGCCGUCUACGAGGCAAUCCAAAAGUACUCGUUUGGUGAGAACAUGGAGACCUCACUGCUUCAGCCACUGGAAGCAUCGCUGCAGACCACCACAAAUAUGUACUGUGGAAGAGCCAGUCACCUGUUUACCAAGAAGUUAAAACAGAGCAUCAUGUCUGUUCAACAAGAUGCCUCACAGAGAAGAUGAUCAGGACAGCACUCUUAAUAUCAUUCUGUGAUUAGUGUCUGAUUAGUGAAUUGGAUUGGAGACACUCCUGUGUCAGACUCAUGUCAGCACUGAACCAUCAUCUGUUUACAAACUUCAUGUUAAGACUGGGGAAAUGGACAGUGUUAAUCUCUGGAGGAAGUUAGAUUUUUUUUUUUUUUUUAAGUGAAGCCAAUAUUUGUGUCCAGUGAACACCCAGUUGGGUCAGUUUCUCAAUGUGCUGGAAAUCAACAAUUUGCCAUGUAGAGAUUUUUGACUUCAUUACUGAUGAGACACUUAUUGUAGUCCCAACAAUCAGGCCGUUGUUUGUUUGUUUGUUUUGAAUUAUUUUUUUAUCUUGAAAGUUUCUGCAGUCACUUUGAACAAUAGUCUAAGGGCUUUGGGGGGAAAAAAGAAACGCGUUAUGGUACCUUACAAAGAGUGUUUUAUAAGAGUUGUUUUUAAUAUAAUUUUGCAUUUGUGCUUUGUGAUAGUGUUCUAGUCACUCCAUUAUGUCAUGGGAAAGGGUUGUCUUUAUUUUCAGGUACUUGUUCUUAAUUCUCUUCCUGUGUUUAAUGGAAUGAAACAAAUGAUAAUUAAGAAGAUUUUGAACUUAUCAGAUCUGAUCAGUAUUUAUUGUUGUGGGACAUAUGUGAAAGGAAGCACUUUUUAUAUUCCCCUUAAUAAUGUAACAUCUCAUAUGCUCUGUUAUAGGAGUUUUCAAAGCAUUGUUUUACUCAAUUUUCCUUUAACGGAAACAAUGUUGUGAGGAGCGCUUGGUUUUCAGUCACACCAGCCAUCAUGAAAUCCACUUCCUGACUACUUCUUCAAAAAGCCGCACUAUGGAAUUAAGAAAUCGAGGAUUGUAAUAACACAAAAUCAUAUCUGUGAUUUCAGUGUUUUACUGAAAAGCCAGCACAGACUUUCAAAUGUAUAUCAAAUGAUUGGAAAAAAAUAUUUUAUUAAAAAGCAUUUCUAAUGGUG
This is a messenger RNA of Scatophagus argus, 2477 nucleotides long. RefSeq names its product glucoside xylosyltransferase 1-like. The coding region runs from base 162 to 1496 and encodes 444 amino acids. Gene Ontology annotation, molecular function: UDP-xylosyltransferase activity. Gene Ontology annotation, biological process: protein O-linked glycosylation via N-acetylgalactosamine. NCBI's taxonomy places the organism in Eukaryota, Metazoa, Chordata, Actinopteri, Scatophagidae. The transcript has 8 exons. The record is from RefSeq and is a predicted model, not a curated record.